Penicillium samsonianum is the source of this 543-nucleotide messenger RNA. RefSeq lists its product as uncharacterized. The transcript has 2 exons. The record is from RefSeq and is a predicted model, not a curated record. Gene Ontology annotation, cellular component: nucleolus; catalytic step 2 spliceosome. Bases 1 to 543 code for a protein of 180 amino acids. Lineage: Eukaryota; Fungi; Ascomycota; Eurotiomycetes; Eurotiales; Aspergillaceae. Gene Ontology annotation, molecular function: mRNA binding; RNA helicase activity.
AUGACCGACCCCGUCCGUGUCCUGGUCAAGCGUGAUGAGUUGACACUGGAGGGUAUCAAGCAAUACUUCAUUGCUGUUGAGAAGGAGGAGUGGAAGUUCGACACACUUUGCGAUCUGUACGACACCUUGACUAUCACCCAGGCCGUUAUUUUCUGCAACACCCGCCGAAAGGUCGACUGGCUUGCCGACAAGAUGCGUGAGGCCAACUUCACUGUCUCCAGUAUGCACGGCGAGAUGCCCCAGAAGGAGCGUGAUAGUAUUAUGCAAGACUUCCGUCAGGGAAAUUCUCGUGUCCUCAUUUCUACUGAUGUCUGGGCCCGUGGUAUCGAUGUCCAGCAAGUCUCUCUUGUUAUCAAUUACGAUCUGCCUACCAAUCGUGAGAACUACAUUCACCGUAUUGGUCGAUCUGGACGAUUCGGCCGCAAGGGUGUGGCCAUCAACUUUGUCACCAGCGAUGAUGUCCGCAUCCUUCGCGACAUCGAGUUGUACUAUUCGACCCAAAUUGAUGAGAUGCCAAUGAACGUUGCGGACUUGCUUUCAUAA